AAUUGGCGGUCACAUUGUGUGCGAAUUUAUUUGUUCGAUCGGCGUGCGCGUUUUGUUGAAUUCAUUCUUUUGUGUUUUCGACAAAUUCAUACAUAAAAAUGGCGUUCCAACUGCCUACAACAACCGCAGCUAGUACAACUGGCUUCUCAUUUGGCUUGAACACAGCGCCAGCAGCUGCAAAUCCUGUCGGCGCAGCUGCCGCGAAACCAACGUUUUCGUUUGCCGCGCCGGCAACAACUAAUCCAGUAAAUUUGGGAGGUGGAGAUGCGGACGCUACUAAAGCGGCGCCACCACCAUUCGGUGGCUUUGGACUGGCUGCCACAACAGCGGCACCAGUUACAUCUAACCCACUGACAGGACUUGGAGCUAGCCUCGGCGCUACUGCUGCUCCUGCAGCAGCUGCACCCGUUGCAGCAGCUGCACCAACCUUUGGCGGAUUCAUGGCGCAGCCGGCCGCAGUCGCAGCCACAACCACAACAGCUGCUGCGGCCGCAACAAGUGCUCCACUCGGCGGAGGCUUGACCCUUGGCCUGACCACAGCUCCCAAGAGCACCACAGCCAUAGCGCCCGUCGCCGCAGCAGUAGCGCCUCUCGUUAGUGCUGCACCAGCAACCCUGGGAGGAAGUGGCGCUUUCGCUAACCUGUCGACAGCCACUAAAACCACAGAUUCCGCCGUAGUUGCGAAUGCUCCGCAACUGUCUUACAAUCAGCUGGAGGAACACAUCAAUAAGUGGACACUGGAGUUUGAGGAGCAAGAGAAAGUUUUUACCGAACAGGCGACUCAGAUCAAUGCUUGGGAUAAACUCUUAAUUGGCAAUAAUCAAAAGAUCAUCGAGUUGAAUGACGCUGUACAAAAGGUGAAGAACGAUCAACAGGUGUUGGACCAGGAGCUGGAAUUCAUUGCCACCCAGCACAAAGAACUCGAAGAGAGUCUUGCACCGCUGGAGAAGGAAUUCGUGAACUUGCCACGCGUGGAUCAGGAGCGCAGUCAGACUUAUUUGAUGGUAGAGAACUUGGAUACACAGUUGAAACAAAUGUCCGAAGACCUAAAGGAGAUCAUCGACAAUCUGAACGAGGCCAAUAAGGGACAGGACAAUACAGAUCCCAUUAUACAGAUUGGCAAGAUUCUCAAUGCGCAUAUGAAUUCGCUGCAAUGGAUCGAAUCGCAGUCGACACACAUUUGCACAAAGCUCGACGACAUUGGCAAGAUUCACGAAUCCCAGAAACGUGACAUCUUUCGUGCUCCGUAUUAAGUAAUAAUGUAUUUUCGUUGAAUAAAAACACGUUUAUAUUAAAACUGAA
Drosophila nasuta is the source of this 1302-nucleotide messenger RNA. It is a transcript of the gene Nup62, whose product is annotated as nucleoporin 62. Bases 99 to 1253 code for a protein of 384 amino acids. The transcript has a single exon. Gene Ontology annotation, cellular component: nuclear pore central transport channel; nuclear pore. Gene Ontology annotation, biological process: protein import into nucleus; RNA export from nucleus. The record is from RefSeq and is a predicted model, not a curated record. Lineage: Eukaryota; Metazoa; Arthropoda; Insecta; Diptera; Drosophilidae. Gene Ontology annotation, molecular function: phospholipid binding; structural constituent of nuclear pore.